Molecule: messenger RNA, 4079 nt
Organism: Bacillus rossius redtenbacheri
Lineage: Eukaryota; Metazoa; Arthropoda; Insecta; Phasmatodea; Bacillidae
Product: RRP12-like protein
Source: RefSeq, a predicted model, not a curated record
UUUGCGCAUGGUGUGGUUCAUUUGAGGUUACGUCAACGUGUGGUGCGGUCAAAAUGGGAAAGCAUCGACCACGGUUGAAAGGAAAAGGCUUGAGGUGGGCGAAAGGACAAAGUUCAAGUAGUAAUCCACAAACGAAAAAAUUCAGAGACGCUGCAAAAUCCAAUUUCUUCCAAGAAAAUUUAGGGCAGAGCGGACUGACGGUGAGCGCCGUGAAGCAGCACAAUGUGUUCCAAGGAACAAAGGAGAACGAAGCGGAGCCGAUGGCAGACGACGAGGAGACACUCGGCGGGACGUACAAGACCUUCCAGACCUUCGCCACCGACUGGAGUGCGUGCACUAACCUCUCUUUCAGCAGGCUGCUGAAGGGCUUCCGCUCGGACUCUGCCCUGCACAAGGAGAUGCUGGCCGUGCUCGCCGCCGUCACGGAGGUCAUCAAGGAGAACAAGGGCAAGGAGACGACCACCGAGUACUUCGCGGCACUGAUGACGACGCUGGACGUGACCCAGUCGGAGGACUCGGUGGCGGCCAUCCUCUCGCUGCUGGGCAUGGGCAUCAAGAAGGUGCCGGAGAGCGUGCUCCGGCUCAAGUUCCCGGAGACGUCCAGGACCUUCCUGGACCUGCUCGGCCGGUACGCCGAGUCGGACAACGGCGUCGUCCUCCGAUCGCUGCUGGGCUGCCUGUCCGUGCUGCUGCGAGCGCAGGAGCCGGCCGCCUGGAGUAGCUCCUCCACCUUCCAGGCCUUCGACUCCGUGCUGGCCUUCACCACGCACGCCAAGCCCAAGGUGCGCAAGGCGGCCCAGCACGCGGUGUGCGCGGUGCUGAAGGGCAGCGCGAUGAGCCCUCACCCCGCCGCCGGCCGCACCGCGCAGUUCUGCACUCGGCAGCUGGAGACGGCCGGCCACACGUCGACCCUGCACGUCCUCGCGCUGCUCAAGGAGACGCUGUGCACCUUCCCGCGCUCCCACCUCAAGACGAGCUGCGAGACAAUCCUGCGGCUGCUGACGCUGGGGGACGCGCUGGUGGUGUCGUGCGGCAUGCAGGCGCUGCACAGCCUGCUGCUGGGGCGCCCGCCCCCCGGGGCCCUGCCCCCGGCCCUCAACGCCCAGCUGGUGUCCGCGCUGUACGACUACCAGCCGGCGCCCGGCGACCCCCAGCCCGUGCUAGCCUGGCUCGCCGUAGUGCAGGAGGCGCACGCCAACCUCGCCAGGAACGACGUGUCUCUGUGUGCGGCCGGCCUGCCGCGCCUCUUCUCGACGCUGGCCCAGCUGUGGCUGAGCGGGCGGGCCGAGGUGGUGGCCGGGGCGACGGCGGCCAUGAGGGCGGCGGCCCGGGACUGCGUGGGUCCGGCCUGCACCCCGGAGCUGGCCCCCCGCCACGCGGCGCACCUGGCCAGGGCGCUGGCCGCCGUGGAGGCGGGGCUCAAGUACCAGUACCACGCCGCCUGGGGCCACGUGCUGCAAGUCCUCGCCGAGCUGUUCCAGGUGAUGGGCGGGACGUGCCAGCAGCUGUUGCUGCCGUGCCUGCGCGCCCUCGCGGAGCUGCGCGACUCCUACAAGUUCUCGCACGCCAGCGACGUGGAGCUGGCCGUGGGCCGCGCCGUGCGCUCCAUGGGUCCCGAGGCCGUGCUGCAGGCCAUCCCCCUGGAGAUCACGGGCCGGGAGACGAGCUACGAGUUCCGCCGCAGCUGGCUGCUCCCGGUGCUGCGCGAGAACGUGCUCGGCUCCUCGCUGCAGUUCUACACGCAGUACUUCCUGCCGCUGGCCGUGACCUGUCGGAAGCGGAGCGCGGCGCUGGCCGCGCAAGGGGACUCCGUGGGCGCGCACAGCUACGACCUGCUCCAGGCUCAGCUCUGGGCCUUGCUGCCGCGCUUCUGCGACGGCGCGCGGGACGUUCCCCAGAGCUUUAAGGGCAUCGCGAAGGUGCUGGGCACGGCCAUCGCGGAGCACAAGGACCUGCGCAUCUCGGUCAUGUCCGCGCUGCGCAAGCUGGUGACCGGCGGCCAAGAGGCCGGCGACGAGGAGGCGGUGAAGGAGGUGGCGCGCUUCGCCAAGAACUUCCUGCCCAUCCUGUUCAACGUGUACACCGCCAAGCCGGUCGGCUCCGACGAGGAGGGCCAGCGGCUGGCCGCGUUCGAGACCGUCAAGGUGUACCUGGGCGUGGCGGACGCGGGGCUGUGCGCGGAGCUGUUCGACCGGGCGGCGGGCAAGCUGGACGAUGCGGGCACGGACGGCUUCGUGCGGGAGAGCGUGCUGGACCUGCUGCGCGCGCUGCUGCCGCGCCAGGACACGGCGCGCGUCGCGCUGCUCUACGCCCGCUGCCGCGAGGGCCUCGCCGACGCCUCCGACCACCGCCAGCAGAAGAAGGCUUACAGGCUGCUGGAGGAGCUGUGCGGCAGCGAGACGGAGACGUGCCGAGCCUUCGUGGACCAGAACCUCCCGGGGCUGCUGGAGGUGCUGCUACAGGCGCUGUCCUCCUCCGCCGUGCCCAGCAAGGGGGCACGGCUGCGCUGCCUCGCGCACAUCGUGAGGCGUCUGGAGGCGCGCCACCUGGACGUGCUGGCCCACGUCGUCCCGGAGGCCGUGCUGUGCUGCAAGGACCUGAACGAGCGCUGCCGCACGGCCGCCUACAACCUCCUGGUCGAGAUCGGGCACGCCAUGCAGCGGCUGUCGGGCAAGGCGGUGGACGACGUCAUGAGGGACUUCGUGGGGCUGAUGUUGGCAGGACUGGCGGGCAGCCCCGCCAUCGCGUCGGCCACCAUUCUCGCCCUGGCGCGCGUCACUCACGAGUUCAAAGACCUGCUGCCCGAGGACCUGCGCUUGCUGCUGCUGGACAACGUGACGCUGCUGGCCUUGUCGAAGGCACGCGAGAUUGUCGCCGCGGCCCUGAGCUACGUGAAGCUGUACAUCACCUCCUUCCCGCCGGCUGUGGUCGGUCCAUCGCUGCCCACCAUCGUGAAGAGUCUGGCGGGCAUGACGGAGGACUGCAAGCGUCACCUGCGCGUCAAGACGCGCAACAUCCUGGACCGGCUGGUGCGCAAGUUCGGGGCGGAGAGCGUGGGGGCACACGUCCCGCCCUCGGACGCCGUCAUGCUCAAGCGGCUGCGCAACCUGCGCAAGGCGAGCGCGCGCAAGAGGCGCGAGCGUGACCAGCGCCGGCAGACCGACUCCGGCGACGAAGACGACGGUCGGUCGUUCGCUGUGAAGGCCCGCGCUAAGACGAUCGACGAGAUCCUGGCCGACUCGGAGGACUCUGCCCCGGAGGAGGAGGCAGCCCCCAGUGCCGCCGGGCGCCCCAGGAAGAGGGCGCGGCAGUCCAGCGCCUGGAUCCAGGAGGACGAGGACAACUUCAUGGACUUCACCGACGCCGCGGCCGCGCGCCGCAUCACAGCCACGGACCCCGCGCAGAGGCAGGCCCAGGAGCAGAGGAAGCAGAAGUCUGCGCCCUUCAAGACGGCACCGGACGGCCGCCUGAUCAUCGCGGACGACAGCGAUGAGGACCAGAGGAAGAUCCCCAGGAGAGCGCCGCAUGUUCCCCCCUUGGACAGCGAUGAUGCAGAGGACAGGACCAGCACAGUGGACACAGCCACCCUGCCUCGUGCGGGCAGGAAGAGGAGGCUGAGCGCGAGCACUGACGGCUUACGCGAACCUGCCAUGAAGUACCAAGCGGGCGGCUCAGGCAUCCACCGGCCGAUGAAGAGGGCCACGCGUGGGGGCAAACCAGCCUCCGCGGCGGCGACGGGGGCUGCGUACCGUUCCAAGAAAGCACGUGGGGACAUGAAGAGAAAGGGCCUGCCGGACCCUUACGCUUACGUUCCGCUGUCGCGCAAGAUGCUCAACAAGAGGCAGAGGGCCAAACACACAGGGCAGUUCACGAACUUGGUGCGUGCCGCGAGGAAAGGAGCGCAGAAAGGCGCAAGGCAGCGUGCCAGGUCUGGGAAGAAGAAGUAGGCCAUGAACCUGUGUAUUUAUGAUUGGAGAAGAAUAUUCACAGUGUAACAUAGGUUGGUGAUGUAAAUUGUUAUGUUGCCAUGUAGGUAUUGUAAACAGGAGUUAUGGACAAUAAUAAAGUGUGCAAAAUUA